AUGUGUGACAGUGUCUGUCAUGUGCUCAGGCAUGUCUUUGCGAGGAAGUCUCACCUCACAACCAGCGUAGUGAAGUGGGCAGUCGAUUUCUGUAAGGGGACACUCGUCUUUUACAUGCUUGUAAAGAGCAUGCCGUUUGAAGUGAUCCUUUCUACAUUUAUUGGGACACGUGACUGGAAAAUCGUCACACUCGUAGUAAUGGCACGUUGUUACGUAUUUGUAAGUUGCUUCAAAUUUCUGGCAAUACUUACAGGAGUAAGGUCGCUUCGUGCAGUGCUGGUUCUGGUGGGAAGCGAUGUGGCGACGUUGGAACCUCUCCCCACACACAUGCUCACACUCUAUCUCCACAAACUGACACCCAGUCAGUUUGUUCUCUGGAGACGGAUUUUCGUUCAGGUGCUGUUCGUAUUCUCCAAGUUUCCCCCUCCAUUCACAGCCGUCCUUCUUGUGUGAGCACCACACCUCCUGGGCCUUCAGAUAUCUCUCCAGUCCGUAGUCACGGAUGUAGGUGAAAUCUGUUUUGUUGCACAGCGGACACGGCUUGUCGUCUUCCUUGAUUUGCUCUACGCACUCGCGACAGAUCUUCUGUCCACAGGGACAGCUUAUAAGGCACGGCUCCUUCAGAACGUGAAGACAAAUCGGACAGUCGGUCUGAAACGCCGCGGGCGGUGGCUCGACGAACUCGCAAUCGUAUCCACCGCCGCCCCCAAUCCCACCGUACGGAACAGGACUGAAUCUAACGGGACUACCGUCGUCUAUCUUAGCGUCUGAU
Molecule: messenger RNA, 772 nt
Organism: Geodia barretti
Lineage: Eukaryota; Metazoa; Porifera; Demospongiae; Tetractinellida; Geodiidae
Source: the annotation of a GenBank genome assembly